CAACAGCAAAGCUACCUUGUGGGCGAACGGUGAAGCUUUCGAUGUUGAGCCGAUGGGAUGGUCUCCCGAAUGCGCUUUUACUGAACGCCCUCUCGUAGCCGUUAAUGGCGUAGGGUGUAAAGCUACUGACUACCCACAAGAGGCUUUAGAUUCGGUUGUAAUGGUUGGUUCGGGCGGAUGUUCCCUCUCUGACAAGUCGAUAGCCGCGGGUGAAGCUGGAGCCAUAGGCCUCUUAAUGUAUGAGUUCACGCAGCUCACUCCAAGCUUAGGCGGGCUUAACGAUCGUCAUAUCCCAUCGGCGAAAAUAGCUUACAGGGAUGCUGAGCGCAUUCUGGCACAUAGACUUCCCCUGUCCGUCAACAUUUUCGACAUUUAUAUGCAGUACAAGGAGGUCUCUAGCUACAACGUGUUUGCAACCUAGGAAUAUGGAAACAGGGACAAGAUGUUGUUGGUUGGUACGCAUACCGAUUCAGUCAGUUCAAGCGCAGGCAUCAACGACAAUGCCAGUGGUGUAGCCAGUCUUCUAGAGAUAGCCACGCAGCUCUCAAAGUUCAAAACGAACUCAACAGUCAAGUUCGCCUUUUGGACAGCCUCAGAACCAUGCUUGCUAGGCUCCAAACACUGGAUGUAUACUGCCCACAGGGAGGAGCUUCAGAAAAUACGUCUUUACCUCGAUGCCAACAUGCUCGGCUCACCCAAUGGCGCCCUCAAGGUAUAUGACGGGCAUGGCUCCUCUUUCGGGACACCUGGACCACAUGGCUCCGGAGAAGCCGAGACAACUCUAACACAAGGCUUUGAGGCUCAGGGCGUCAAUUUCACAAGGACCGAGAUCAGUAACCGUAGCGACUACGCUACAUUUUUUGAUGCCCAGAUCCCUUUUGCCGGUCUUUUCAGCGGCGCCAACGGAUUAAAGACAUGGAAGGAGGUAGGUAUGUUCGGAGGCGACGCCGGGGUUCCAUACGACGCAAACUAUCACGAGCGAGACGAUAAUAUACAUAAUAUCAAUAUGACAACCCUGUUGCAAAACACAAAAGCAUUAGCCCACGCCGUCGGAGUUUACGGAAGAAGUCUUGACAACUUUCCGGCAUCAGCAAUCCGGCAUUACGGCACGUCAACGGAAUAUCUAUACCCACUGCUGGCCUCAGCAUGGGUUGCAUACUACUUGUUGUCAUAACUAGUGUAAGCUAAUUAUACCCUUUGGAUCCGAUUACACCACUGGGGGGGCGGUAAUGCUGAGAACGAGUACGUAGUAUUAAUUAGAACACCUACACACAUCGCGUAAUUGCGAAAUAAACCUU
This is a messenger RNA of Daldinia decipiens, 1298 nucleotides long. RefSeq lists its product as uncharacterized. The record is from RefSeq and is a predicted model, not a curated record. The transcript is spliced from 3 exons. The coding region runs from base 443 to 1174 and encodes 243 amino acids. Gene Ontology annotation, biological process: proteolysis. Lineage: Eukaryota; Fungi; Ascomycota; Sordariomycetes; Xylariales; Hypoxylaceae. Gene Ontology annotation, molecular function: metalloexopeptidase activity.